AUGGCCGGUUCCUGUUGUGGCUCCACCUGCUCUGAGGAGCGCUGCUGCCAGCCCAGCUGCUGCCAGCCCAGCUGCUGCCAGCCUUCCUGCUGCAGGACCACCUGCUGCACUACCAACUGCUGCAGUGUGCCCAGCUGCUGCAGCCCUUGCUGCUGCCACCCCUCCUGUUGUGGUUCCAGCUGCUGCCGCCCCUCCUGCUGUGGCUCCAGCUGUUGUGGCUCCAGCUGCUGCCGCCCCUCUUGCUGCAUCUCCAGCUGCUGCCGCCCCUGCUGCUCUAGCUCCAGCUGCUGUGGCUCCAGCUGCUGCCGCCCCUCUUGCUGCAUCUCCAGCUGCUGCCGCCCCUGCUGCUCUAGCUCCAGCUGCUGUGGCUCCAGCUGCUGCCGCCCCUCCUGCUGCCGCCCCUGCUGCUGCCUGCGCCCAGUCUGUGGCCAGGUGUCCUGCUGCACCACCUGCUACCGCCCCACCUGUGUCAUCUCCACCUGCCCCCGUCCCAUGUGCUGUGCUAUUCCCUGCUGCAGAUGCUAA
Molecule: messenger RNA, 525 nt
Organism: Suncus etruscus (white-toothed pygmy shrew)
Lineage: Eukaryota; Metazoa; Chordata; Mammalia; Eulipotyphla; Soricidae
Product: keratin-associated protein 4-7-like
Exons: 1
Coding region: 1-525 (174 amino acids)
Cellular component (GO): keratin filament
Source: RefSeq, a predicted model, not a curated record